AUGGAAAUGGUAAAAUUAGUAAAAGAAUGAUUGAAAGAGAGAAGAAGAAAUCACAAGAAACGCGGUCGACCCUAACUUCCUCAACAAGGAAUCUAGGCAAUAACAACAAAACUAAGGAAGCGUAAAAACCUCUAUCAACACCAAGUUUCGUCGUCUGAUUCAUACGAAUCAGACAAUAGCAAGAGACACUCCCUGGAAUAUACCAAACUUCAUCCUUUGAAUUGAUUCGAAUCCAAAACUUUUUUAAACCCUAAAAUUCAUUUGAGCCUCUUCCGAGUCAUCAAUCUCUUGAAACCCUGAUUCCAUGGUUUCUAGAUUUUCAUUGAUCUUGUUUUAGGAUAAUGGGAAGCUUUCAUCGCCGGACAUUUUCUUAUGAUAAACUUCCGACCGAACCCAUUAGGCUCUCUGUUCUCAAACUGGAUGGCUCUUCCUUUGAUGUUUACGUAUUGACCUCGGCCACCGUUGGGGAUCUUAAGGUUGCUAUAGAGACUGCCUUCAGCCAUGUCCCCAAGAAGGGACCCUCCAAGAUAUCAUGGUCACACGUGUGGGGGCAUUUUUGUUUGUGUUUCGGAGGUCAGAAGUUAAUUACCGAUACGGAUUGCAUCGGAAGUUAUGGGCUGAAGGACGGUGAUGAGGUAAGAUUCAAAAACCAUGUGUCAGGCAAUGCGGUAUUGAGCAAGGGAUAUUCUAGGAAAUCCAAACAAAAGAAUUUAGAGAGGGUAUUGCCAAAGGAUGUAGAUGAAGUAAUGAAUAGAAUUGAAGAGAUUGAUGACACUUGGGAUGAUCUCGAGAAAGGAGGCUUCGUUAGGUACAAAGAUGAUGACAUAGAAACUUCUUCAAAUGAAAGCAGUAGGUCUUGUCUAUCCAGUGUACGAGGUUGCUGCUUUGCUUUGGGUUUAAAGGAGCUUCUUGGGUUUGGUAAUGACAGAGCUUAUUACUCUUUAAGAGAUACUUGGAGAGACGAUUGAAUUUUUUUUGUUUCUUUGUCCAAUUUUUGUUUCGUAAGAUUUUGUAAUCACACAACAAAAUGAUCCAAUUAAGGAUCAAGUUAUAUUACAAAGGGUAGUAUUAUGUUUAGAGAAAACCUUAUAUAGAGUACAAAGUUACAAUGAUUCAGAAGUAUACAAGAUAGUGCCUUAAACAAAAAAGUGGGAAAAAAACAGAGCUUUUGGAAGAGAUACAAAACACAAAAAAAAAACAACUCCGAAGAGUCGUAAUGGCGGAUUAAGAAGUUACACCGCCAUUGCCAAAAGCUCUACAGUGGAAGAAGAUAAAAGGCACUAUCACGAACCUAAACCAAAGAACAAAGGACUUUCUACAAGAACUUGACUGAACAUAGAGAGACGACAACUCCAAAAAGACGGUCUAGACUAAACCCUAAACUAGAUUACCAGAACUCAGUGACAGGAUUCACAGGAACACUAACGGUUGUAGAAGCAGACUCCUUUGUUUAGAAGGAACCUGCCAAAAAAUUU
This is a messenger RNA of Arabidopsis lyrata subsp. lyrata, 1475 nucleotides long. RefSeq lists its product as uncharacterized. Gene Ontology annotation, cellular component: U12-type spliceosomal complex. The transcript is spliced from 5 exons. Gene Ontology annotation, biological process: mRNA splicing, via spliceosome. Lineage: Eukaryota; Viridiplantae; Streptophyta; Magnoliopsida; Brassicales; Brassicaceae. The record is from RefSeq and is a predicted model, not a curated record. The coding region runs from base 342 to 968 and encodes 208 amino acids.